AUGGCAGUUCUAUGCAUUAUCAUUUCCGUGAAUGCUCAACUACCACAGUUUCCGGAUCCAUUUCCAUUCCAACCAAUUCCUGGUGUGCCCGACUUAACCAAAUGCUGGUCAACAGUACUGAUGAAUAUCCCAGGGUGCAUUGCGGAGAUCUCUCAAUCCAUACUCACUGGAAAGUUUGGUAACAUUGGUCCUGCUUGUUGCAAGGCAUUUUUGGAAGCGGAAGCAUUUUUGGAAGCGGAAGCCAAUUGCCUGCCAAAAGUUCCACUCAGUUCGUUUCCUCCUAUGUUGAAGGAACAAUGUUCAAGAAUUGCUGCAACCCCCCCUACCCCAAAAUAG
This is a messenger RNA of Microthlaspi erraticum, 336 nucleotides long. The record is from the annotation of a GenBank genome assembly. Lineage: Eukaryota; Viridiplantae; Streptophyta; Magnoliopsida; Brassicales; Brassicaceae.